Messenger RNA from Conger conger (European conger), 2585 nucleotides. RefSeq lists its product as uncharacterized. The transcript is spliced from 15 exons. Gene Ontology annotation, molecular function: calcium ion binding; protein binding. The record is from RefSeq and is a predicted model, not a curated record. Lineage: Eukaryota; Metazoa; Chordata; Actinopteri; Anguilliformes; Congridae. The coding region runs from base 1 to 2340 and encodes 779 amino acids.
AUGAAAGACAGAGAAGUCGGCAGAAGUCGGCAGAAGUCGGCAGAAGUCGGCAGAAGUCGGCAGAAGUCGGCAGAAGUCGGCAGAAGUCGGCAGAAGUCGGCAGAAGUCGGCAGAAGUCGGCAGAAGUCGGCAGAAGUCGGCAGAAGUCGGCAGAAGUCGGGCCGAGUGUUCUUGCUGAAGAGCGCGAUUCUGGGCUCCUGUCCAGAAGCGCUCAAGACUUUCCGGACAGAGGAAGUGUUUCCCUGUGAAAAUGGCACAGAGUAUCUCCAUCAGAAGGAGAGCUUCAUCAUCACGCUUGGCUACUCCCGUCGCUUUCCCCUGAGGCAGGAGUCUGGGGCUGCCUCUGCGCUCCUGGUGGCCUGGAGCAGGAGAUCCCUGGCGGCCCACGACCCCCCGCACAGAGUGACUUUGUACCAGCUGGAGCCGAGCGGCCUGGUGCCCUUGUGCAACGACACCGCACACGCGCCGCGCUACCUCUUCACCGGCCUGCAGGGGUGCGGGAGCUACGUGGCGUGUGUGGAGAGGGCGCGCGGCCCCUCCCUCCUGUGCCUCGGCACGCUCACCGAUCCCGACGUGCCCGCAAACUUCCGGGUGACGGCGUGGGACAGCAGCAGCCUGACGGUGGGGUGGGACUAUCCCCCGAGCGACCGGCUGGCCUCCUUCCUGGUCACCGUCUUCCACACGAACGGCUCCGGCCACGUCCUGGAGGAGAGGAGGUACAGGCAGGAGCCCGACCGGCGCGGGUUCACGGUGGGGCCUCUGUCGCCCUGCAGCAGGGUGCGGCUGGGCCUGCAGGCCGAGUGCCGGGGUCCGGGCCCCGCCCACCCCAGCACCAUGGCCCUCAGCGACGGAAACUCUGGCGAGCCGGUCGUCCAGCAGGGCAGGCUUCAGGGCCCCCCCCUGUCUCUGAAGGGCCUGAGGCCUGGUGCCCUGUAUGACCUGGAGGUGGUGCCAGAGUGCCCAGGGGGUGCAGAGCAGGGCGCCACAGCUGUGCUGCAGUUCACCACAGAAGAAGUCCCCGGCGACGCCCCCAGAAAUUCCCCCGGAGCCCAAUCCAGUGGCACCACCAGCGAACGCUCUGCAGGCCCAACCACAGAGCGGCUCGGACUGCAGGUCCGUCUUGCGGACCACAGGAUGUUCCUUGUUGUGCCGUGGACAAUUCCGUCACCGCUGAAAGAUCCAGCUGCAGAGUCUCGGGUCCUGCUGGAGGGCGUUAUUAAACACCAGCUGCAGAGCUUGCUGAGGAAAUCCUGGCCGAGAGCCGAGGUGCAGCUGAUCUCGUUUGAAGACUAUGAAAAGAAAACGAAAACCAAAAUCGCUUUUGAAAGCUUCGACGUUUCGAGCCAGAAUGGGGUGGUGAGCCUGCUCCCAAAGGAGCAACUGCAGUACUUUACCUCGCUCAACCACCCCAACAUCACGGUCACUGAGGAGGUCUUGUACUGGCAGGACCCUGACGAGUGUGUCGACUCUGCCCUGAAUGAGUGUGGCUCACACUCCCUCUGCAUCAACACCCUGGACUCCUUCACCUGCGUGUGUCAGCCGGGUUACUAUGACCUCAGCCCCUUCCUCACCCCAGCCUGCCACGAAACGGGGAUGUUCUCGCGCUGCCAGACGGGCGACGUCUCGGGCGCCGUCUCAAAGCCUUUCCUCCUCCGGCACUUUGGCGGGAAUGUGACCACUGUUCUCAAUGACGGCCGCUGCCCACUCCAAGAGACGGACAAGUUGUAUUACUACAGGAUGACUAGCGCCCCCUCCCUGUGCGGAGGGGAAACGCUGCUAGCUGUGAAGGCAACUCAUGUGUCUCUGAGGAACACUAUGACCGUGACCCUGAGCAGUGGAAGCUCCAUCACGCGGAGGGACCUGAAGGUGCUGUGGACCUGUGCCUACCCCCUGCUCCACACCUCCACCGCCCACACCCAGCCUGGCCUGGCAUGGUUCUCCUCUCACAGCGUCGUGCAGGCCAGCUCCUCGCGCCUCCUGCAGCUCAGCAUGGGCCUGUACAGCGACGCCUCCUACGCCUCCUCCCACGCCUACGCCGGCCCCGUGGAGCUGCCCCUCUCCGCGCGCCUGCACAUCCAGGUGACCCUGCACUCCCAGGACAGCCUGGCCUUCCAAAUGAGCCUGGAGCUGGAGGCCUGCUGGGCCACGGAGACCACCGACCCGCUGGAGGAGAGGAGGGCCUUUUACCUGAAGGAAGGGAUGGCUGGCCUCAGAGGAGAAGGUUUUCGAUUCAGAUGUUCACCAUGUCUGACCACGCCCACGUCUACCUCCACUGCCUCACCCGCAUAUGCAGCCCGGACGAGGACUGCACCACGAACUGCAGCGAAGGCCGAAAGGUGAGAAGAGAUCUACCAGACACACUGACGGCCAUCGUUUCAGCAGGGCCCAUCUCUGCCGCAACAGAGGAACUCUCAAAUUGGACUGCUGCCCUGAUCAUACUCUCUGUGGGUGGAGGACUGAUUGGCCUCUUUGUUCUGACUGCACUGGGUGUGCGUGCUGCACAGGUCCUAGCACAGCCAUAGACAAUAAAGAUCCAUGUACACCUGCACUGUGCCCUUAUUCUGUUAUUGUACAAAAAGCACUGU